Messenger RNA from Aspergillus oryzae RIB40, 1005 nucleotides. RefSeq lists its product as uncharacterized. Bases 1 to 1005 code for a protein of 334 amino acids. The transcript has 2 exons. Lineage: Eukaryota; Fungi; Ascomycota; Eurotiomycetes; Eurotiales; Aspergillaceae. The record is from RefSeq and is a predicted model, not a curated record.
AUGGAAACGAUUAGGUUCGGCACUGCCAUCUGGGAUUGUGAUGAACCCAUCUAUUCUGGAGGACUAUUCCUCCUAGCUCUUGCCCUUGCGGACAAUGCUCUCUACGGAUAUUCAUCUCCUGAAGAAGUCUUCGAGCAAAGAAUUCCGGAGGGGCAGGAUGAACUAGUUCUCAGAUGGAAUGAAGACGCCAAAAAUCGAUGCAUUGUCAGAAAAGUCACAGCGGCAGGGGUUAGUGAGGAUCCUUUAACAAAGGAAAUGUAUGCAGCCGAUUUUCGGAAGAUCCUUGCAAAUGCUUGUUACUUUGUAACUGCCACAGUUCACGCGAUGCGGCGAGCCCUAGGAGGAGCUGUUAAAAGCAAAUAUUCAUCGGCUCAUGUGGCGCAGAUCCUUACACAGAAGUCCAAAAAUGUCUACGGAAACGACUAUCUCGCUAAUUGUUCCGGCGUGGACGUGUUCAAUGCUCUGAUGGGCAAACCAGCCGAUAAUACUCACAUUGACUAUUUUCAGGGAUACAGUCAAUUCCACGAACACGGCCUCCCACGACGAUUGCCUAUAGAAGAGGCACAGAAGAUUGAUGCGGAUCCGCAGCUGGUCACCAAAGCCACGGAAAUCCGCAAUGCAGAGUCUGAUGACGAUAUCAAGCGCCUGAAGCGUGAUUACAAUAUCUUAAAAAGAAAGAUUUAUGCUAGCAUGUAUCAGCAGUUCCAAAGUGAAUGGGUCCAGAACCAGCGUGAUUGGAAAAUAUUGACCAGAGGCCGAGAACGCCCCGAUUUCGUUGAGCAAACUGCAGAAAAACAGGCUCAAUGCAAAGUCAUGCCCGAAUUAGGUCGUCUGGCGGCUAUCAUGUCGUCUAAUUUACCUCUUUCAUUUGACGAAAAGGCCGUUGUUGUUAGGGAUCUAUACACUCAGUGUCUCCGUGACUUUGACGUGAUUUACCGUCCAGGAGAGGAGCCAGUCGAAGGCCUAUGUCCGGUGGCCAGUUGUAGCCAUUCACUGGAGAUGUGA